Molecule: messenger RNA, 1575 nt
Organism: Ostreobium quekettii
Lineage: Eukaryota; Viridiplantae; Chlorophyta; Ulvophyceae; Bryopsidales; Ostreobiaceae
Source: the annotation of a GenBank genome assembly
AUGGCCUUACCUGGAAACCACAAGCGCGGCAGGCCUGUUAACGAGCAGGGAGAUGAGGACCCGCGCCUGCGUGCCAAAAAGAAGUGCGUCAGUGCCCGUGUGCCGACUCGGGCCACUCCUUUCCCGCCGCGUUCGUACAGGCCUCACUACGGCGAGCCCUCAAAGGUCGGUGCUUUCAAAGGGAACUGCGAGCGACUGGUGGGGCUGCUGCAAGAGAGACUUGACGACGUGGAGAUCGCCAAGCCAGCGGACAUAUCUGUGGACGAUAUAUCGUUUCUGAGGGAGUUCAAGAAAAGGAAGACAAUCGGAAGGCGUUCCAGCCUGCCAAACCCACAGUCUUGUUUUGACACAGACCUCACAGACUCUGAGGAGAGCUGCUGGAGCGAACAUGACAUGGAUGAAUGGGAUGGUUGUGAUCCAUCGCCAGCACAUCAGGAGAACAGCAAGGCUGGGUGCAGUUGUGCUGCAGGCACCCUGCCCUGCUGUGUGUCAGAGAAUGGUUCAAAGCCUGCAGAGAAGCACAGGCACCCUGCUGCUCGUUUUGGUUUAUUCGACCAAGUGCUGAUGAGCUUCAGCGAGUUGACAACACACCUGGGGAGUGUGUUUGAUUUCCUCAUGAGAGGGCGUGCAAAUGACAAGUAUCGCAAGGCUGUGGAGGUGCUCCUGACGAAAAUUGCGGCCAAUGUGGCCCAGGAUGCUGAAGGUACCAAACCCAGUGCUGGUGGACUGGGGCAUUAUAAUGCACAGCUGAAGAGAGCCUUGUGUGGGAGGAAUGGACAAGAGACACUGAGUGAAGGUGACAGAGAGGACAAGCUUGUGGGUGGCAUUGGACCCUCCAGCAGCAGUGUUGGACUGGUGCAGCACAUUUCUGAGGUGGUUGUUGUACUGCGAGUGCACAAGGCUGCUUGGAGAAACUGCCGAGCAGGCAACACAUACAACACAGGAUGGCAGGCCACAGAUAUCCUUGCUCUUGGUCGGCAUGCCCUCAGUGAGGUUCUGGAUGUCAUUCGAUGUCCUGCUGAUAGCAACCUUGCAAGUGUGAACAAGUCUGUGAACUCAGCAUACUUGUUCAUCGAGGGCGUUUUCUACAACGACACCCGGCAACCUGGGGCUGUGGAUGCAUCUAGAGAGAUCCGGGACUUUUGUACCAAGCACAAGACAGGAUGGCCACUGCAUCCAGAGUCUCCACAUGACUGGCAAUUUGAGGUGGCUGACAUCGACGGCACGAAAGUAGAGGAAAUGUGGCUAAGGGCUGGCAACAAACCAUUAUAUCUUUACUGCCACCAGGCUUGUUGUGAACACCUAAUGAGCAUCCUAGACGUCAGGCUACUGCACUCAGAGGAUCCAUGGGAGUUGUCUCAACGCCCUGUUGUCGUCAACGAACCAAAGGAACGAGGUCGCAAGUGCUACAUCUGCCGCAAGAAGUACUCUACAAAAGUGACUUACCAAAAUCCCCUUGUCCUCUAUAACCCAUGCUUCCUUUGUAACGAGUGCUUCCAGAUGCUCCACUAUGACAAGAAUGGAGAUCUUCUUCUGGAUCAGGUGAUAGUAUUUCCUUACAGCCAUGAGAGAUAA